GGUUGCUGCAUCACUCGGUCUGCGUUUUGCACUGUCGGAUUUCGAAAUAAUGCGACGUAACAUGACACAAGCUCUUACAGCAGCAUCGUCCGAAACUCUCGAACAUCGUGAGGUCGCAUUUGAGUCCGUCGAGAGCGCUUGCGACGAAGAAAAUUUACAAGAUAGUACCGUUGUAGAGGAUUCGAAACAGAGUGAUACAGAUUGUGGGGCCGUCAGGCGGACAGAGCAGGAAAAUCAUUCAGAGCCCAUCACACAUGCGAGUGGUACAGCAAGCUCCUCUCCGCACACUAAAACCAGUAUAACAUCGAACGCAUUUGUGAGUAGUACCACGCACAAGAAUACAGUUCUGAGGCCAUCGCGGCCGCUGAGAUGUAGGAGUGCCGGGUGCGUGAUAGUUGAUCCUGUUACGGAUACUGUGGUGGGAACAGGGCGGGACUCAGAGUCCGACCCUCUUGCGCAUGCCGUAUUUGUCGCUGUCGAUGAUAUUGCGCGGUCUCAGGUAGAGAAAUCGGGACGGAUGACAAGGUCAAAGCCGGGCGAACCCUAUCUGUGUACUGGAUACGAUGCUUACAUAACAAAGGAACCGUGCAUCAUGUGCGCAAUGGCAUUGGUUCAUUCGAGAGUGCGACGAGUUUUCUAUGGCGUGAGUGAUAAAUAUAUAGGUGGACUCGGCGGACGAUAUUCUCUGCAUCUACAAGAAAGCAUAAAUCAUCGAUUUGAAGUUUUUCGUGGCAUCUGCGCGUCCGAGUGCGAAGACUUUCAUUUAAGGAAUUCCACAAUGAGGGAUUCAUCACAAAUGAAGACAGCAAAAGAUUGAAGUCGGAAGUACAUUGUGAACGUUUUUCUGGAUUAAAGCAACAUCAUAC
This is a messenger RNA of Sphaeroforma arctica JP610, 866 nucleotides long. RefSeq lists its product as hypothetical. Gene Ontology annotation, cellular component: nucleus; cytoplasm. Gene Ontology annotation, molecular function: tRNA-specific adenosine-34 deaminase activity. NCBI's taxonomy places the organism in Eukaryota, Ichthyosporea, Ichthyophonida. The transcript has 3 exons. The record is from RefSeq and is a predicted model, not a curated record. Bases 50 to 817 code for a protein of 255 amino acids.